Messenger RNA from Cotesia glomerata, 2870 nucleotides. RefSeq lists its product as uncharacterized. The record is from RefSeq and is a predicted model, not a curated record. Lineage: Eukaryota; Metazoa; Arthropoda; Insecta; Hymenoptera; Braconidae. The transcript is spliced from 4 exons. Bases 335 to 2404 code for a protein of 689 amino acids.
GCGCAGUAAACUUAGCUCAUGCGCAUUUAACCAUUUUGUCCCGACACCAGUACUCAAUCCAAAAGUUAUUCUGCCAUCCAGAAGUACAACGUAGUACAUACUGAACGCGUCUAGAGAUAUUUGUGUUAGCCAUUUUGAAAAACGUUUAGUUUUCAUUAAAUGUUAAAUAUUAUAUCCGAAUAAUUUCUCCAUCGUUGAAAUAGUACUGUUUAACGUGGCAUAAUUUUAACUUUUUAGUUAUUAUUAUUAUUGUGAAAAAUAUUGAGUUGUGAUAAGCAUCUUGAAAAUUCUGGACAAUUAAAUUUAGAUCAAAAGGAACCUAAUUUAUUUUAUAAUGAAUGGGAAUCAAGGAAAAUCACGGACAGCUAUUUUUAAGAGGAAUAAGAAAAAAAUAGAAAAUCAUCGAAAAUUGUAUCCUAAAGAUAAAUUGCUGCAGCUUCUUCCCGAUGGAUUCUUGGAAGAAAGAACAUGUUCACCGUCAACAUCAUCUGUAUCAUCAUCAGUUUCGUCAUUGCCAGUAUUCGAAAAUUUAUCAGCUCACGUCGAUAGUGAAAGAAAUCGAUGGACAAGAAACAAUGAUCAACCUUUACUCCUCGAGGGGGGAGGAGUGGAGGAAAAUUUAGAACAUAGUCAGCCUAUGAAUUCAGAAGAAACUCAUGAGGUUAUUGCUGAUGAUACAGAUUAUCCAGACAAUUUUUCGGAUAGUUCUGAAGAAUUCAAUAAUGCUGAACAGAUUGAAAACAAUAAUAAUGGAAGUGCAAUUAAUCUUGACAGUGAUAGCGAAGAUAAUAACGACGAUAAUAGUGACAGUGACUCUAAUGAUGCAAGUAGUUCAAACAAAACUUUUUUUAGUAUCAAUAAAUCAGUAUUUACCUUUCCAUUUGUAUCUAAAUCUACUUUUAAUGAAAAUGAUCACUUGUUGGCUAUAAUUGCAAUAUCUAUGCGCAAUAACCUUUCCUUUGAAGCGACAUUGUCCAUGCUUACUUGGAUGAAAUUAACUCAUAGUAAUAAUAACCUUCCAACAACUAAAAAAGCUCUAUGGAAAGCAUUACAUCGUGAUGAAUCAUUGAUUACCCGUCAUCUUUAUUGUGGUAUCUGUAAAGAAAAUCUUGGAACAGGGACAACGCCAUAUAAAAAUUGUAGUUGCCAAUCAUGUGGUCCAAAAAAAAAUUCAGAAAACGUCCAUUAUUUUCUUCAGCUAAACUUAAUUAGCCAAUUAUCUGAUUUAUUUAAAAUCCCAGGUAUUGAGAAGUCAUUGAGUUAUCGAUUUACGAGAGAAAAAAAAGAUUCAUCAGCUAUGGAAGACAUCUUUGAUGGACAAGUGUAUAAAAAUUUGAGUUCAUUUGGCAAUUUCUUGGACAAUCCAUCAAAUUAUUCGUUCACAAUCAAUACAGAUGGCUGUCAAGUAGCAAAAUCAUCAAAAGCUAGCGCAUGGCCUAUUUACUUUCAGAUUAAUGAAUUACCACCACAUCUACGUAAGAAGCACAUGCUUUUGGCAGGAGUUUUUGUAGAUACAUGUCAUCCAUCUUUAAACCUCAUGUUAGAUCCAAUAGUGAAGGAAUUACAAAAAUUGAACGAAAGUGGAAUUGCUUGGAAAACUUCCGAAGGUCAAAAAAUUGUAUCUAAAUUUGCUGUUACAACUUGUAGUGUUGACUCUCCGGCAAGAUCUCUUAUUAUGAGAAUGAAGCAAUUUAAUGGCUACAACGGAUGUUCGUUUUGUUACGCAGCAGGAGAAUAUCAUGGACAUAAAAUCGCAUAUCCAGGGAGUCAUAGUUAUGUAAAUUUGCGCACCGAUGAAGAAAUAAGAAGAGAUAUGCUCAUUGCUUACGAAUCCAAAACAGUAACUAAUGGUAUAAAGGGAAUUUCUGCUUUAGCUGCUUUUCCAGAAUUUGAUUUGAGUAAUGGACCUGCUGUUGACAGCUUACAUGCAGUUUUUUUGGGAGCUGGACGACAACACUCAAAUUUAUUUUUUACAGCUACAGAUACUCCAUAUUACAUUGGUGAUCCAGCUAGUCAAGGAAUAAUUAAUAAUCGCUUGUUAUCUAUAAAACCUCCAUCACGUCAAAGUCGUUUACCACGAAAAUUAGAAACAUUUAACAAUUGGAAAGGCUCAGAAUUAAGAAACUGGUUGGAUUACGCUGCACCGUGCUUGGAUGGUAUAUUAGACAUAAAAUAUAUCAAACAUUUUACUCUCCUGUCUCAAGCUGUGCACAUUUUCAAUAACGAUUCUAUAUCAAGAACUGAUCUUGAGCAUGCUGAAAAUCUUAUAGAACAAUAUGUCACACAGUUUGAAGAAUUAUUUGGGUUAGAUCAAAUGAGUUUCAAUAUCCAUUUAUUAACUCACUUGGCGAGAACAGUUAAGAAUUUAGGUCCAAUGUGGGUACAUAACGCUUCCAUUUUUUAAUCUUGGAACAAGAAAGUUAUGGACAAAGUAACGAGUCCUCAUGGAAGAGCUGAUCAAAUAGUAACCAGAUUUUUAAUGACCAAAUUCAUAGAAUCCACAGUUUAUAGCGAUGUUAUUUCUCUUGAAACAAAGCAAUUUAUACGUGACACUAUGAAGAUGCCUAACUUAAAUGACGGAACUGUAAUUAACAAAAAUUUUCAAAGUAUGAGCAGCUCUGAAAACACAAUACUUAACGAAACCGAACUCAAUAUACUUCAAGAGAUGGGUUAUAAUCCAAUUAACUGUUCGUCAUCAUACGCUAAAAUUCGAGUAAACGGAGUUGAUUACAGCAGAAAGAACGAUAAUGAUAAUAAAUUCUGUAAUUCCAUAAUAUUUUGUAACAAUACAUUUGGAGAAAUACUAUCUAUUAUUGAAUUUAAAAAUGGAGAUAAUCAUAAAAUUCAAGGCUUUUUUGUGAAAGUUUUUA